Messenger RNA from Larimichthys crocea (large yellow croaker), 1790 nucleotides. RefSeq names its product HD domain containing 2 (gene hddc2). Gene Ontology annotation, molecular function: 5'-deoxynucleotidase activity. The record is from RefSeq and is a predicted model, not a curated record. NCBI's taxonomy places the organism in Eukaryota, Metazoa, Chordata, Actinopteri, Sciaenidae. The transcript is spliced from 6 exons. Bases 142 to 798 code for a protein of 218 amino acids. Gene Ontology annotation, cellular component: cytoplasm.
UUUCAUUCAUGUAAAAAAAACUACCUGACUCGUCUGAUUCCCGUCUUGUUUGACAACAACAGUUUCAACAGUUGUCGUAUCUACGACAACCACGGACUCAGGUUAACGGGGUCGCUGCUUAAACCGUAACACCGGGCAACGAUGGCGGCCACCAUGGAGUCAGCAGCCGGCAUGAGUAAAAUGCUGCAGUUUAUGAAACUUAUCGGGCAGCUUAAAAGGGUCCCGAGGACCGGCUGGGUGUACAGGAACGUGAAGAAACCAGAGAGCGUAUCAGAUCACAUGUACCGCAUGGCCAUGAUGUCUCUGACCAUCACUGACCCCACAGUGGACAAGGACAGAUGUAUAAAGCUGGCACUGGUUCAUGACAUGGCAGAGUGCAUUGUGGGAGAUAUCGCUCCAUCGGACAACAUCAGUAAAGCAGAGAAACACAGGCGAGAAGAGGAAGCGAUGAGACAUCUCUCAGGUCUUCUGCCGGAGGGACUCAAACAGGAGAUUUAUGGACUGUGGGAGGAAUAUGAGACCCAGAGCAGUGCAGAGGCCAGGUUGGUGAAACAGUUUGACCUCCUGGAGAUGAUCCUGCAGGCUCAUGAGUAUGAGGAGUUGGAGGGAACGCCGGGAAGACUGCAGGAGUUCUUUGACUCCACCAAUGGUCGUUUCCACCACCCAGACGUGCUCCAGCUUGUCAGCUCUUUAAAUGAAGAGAGAGGAUGUUGCGUGACUAAAAUUGACGAAACAAAGGAUUCUGGGAGCUCACAGACGACAGGUGCAGCAAGUACGACUACACACACCUCAUCCUGACUGUGACAAACACAAUCACUGGAGGGAGAGAGAUACUGGACUGUUGUAUAAAGUGUGAGGAUGCACAGACAUGAAACAGGAUCAUGUGAGCAAGUGUGGAAAACUGUACUUUGGGAGUUUAAACUUCUACAUUUCUUAAUUUUUUGCAUGGAUAUUGUAUUAUUUCUGGUAUCACAACUACUAAUGUAAAAACUGCCAGAUAAUAUGCAAGUGCAAAAUGUCAAAAUACAAUCAAAUUAAUUUGUAAUAAAACAUGUUUGUACCCCUUGUGGAUACUGUUUAUCAAACUGCUUAUGUGGAGAGGAACUAUAAAAUAUGUCAUCUCAAUUGUUUGUUUUCACACCAUUGAUAAAUAGAUUUUUCUUACAUUUUAAUAUAUAUUAUCUGGCAGGUGUUACAUUGUAGGGUCAUCCAUUUAAAAAAUGAAACAGCGGUGCUGCAAGCAUCAGAAAAAUGUCUAUUUUCUGAUGUACAAUAUGCAGAAUGUUUUAGUUACUAUACGGUAGAUUUACUCAGGAAUUCAGUGUUAUUUUCAGUGUGUUGCAUUCAGUUGCACAUUAUUACAGUUAUUACUGUUUGUUAGGUUCAGUCAAAGUUCUCAGCGUUCAUUGUAAAAAGAGUCAUCUGUGAUAUUUAGUCUGGUUUAAACUAUCUUUAAUAUCGAUACAUCAGCCAUAAAAACAGUUAUUUAUAAUGCUGUGUGAUUAAUUUUAUGAAUACAGAUGAAUAUGUUAAACACAAUGUUAUAUGAACAUCACAGUUAUGUUUUGAGUGUGAGUGUUAUAGAGUUUUGUAAAAAGCUCUUUUAACCUGUGCAGAGUUCAAUUUGAUUUCAACCUAACACAAUAUACAAAUGUAAAAUCUAUACUGUAAUUCCAGUAACAGAACAUGCAUUACCUCAGUUAUUUGGUAUGUCAGACAAGCUUUUCUUUUAGUACUUGAUGGAUGACGUGGAUUUUAAUAAAUACAUUUCAUGGACAGACUGAACUAAA